CGAAUGAGGCUAGUACAAAUCACCAGAAUUUGUGAUGCGAUAACACUUAUGUUCAUUGAUAGUCGGUUGAGAAAAGGAAGUAUUUAUAAGAAUAAGCCGUACAAUUUUGAAUAAUAAUUUGUUUAUGACAAUUACUACAGAUAAUGGCGUAUUACAAUGGUUUUUCAGUUUCAUUAUUAAUAUUAGUCUGUAGUUUCACUUUUACUUUCUGUAUGAAUAAUGAAAUUGUGAAUGACAAAAAAGUGGCAAGUGCUAGGGUAGAGAGUUGUGGUGGAUGACGUUUGAAUCGUCUACCGGAAGUGAAACGGUUUAUUUUCACUGACAUUCCAUUGUUCCAUAAUGUGGAGUUUAAACAAAUCUCGGGAGCAACACCCGAAAUGAUCUUCUUGAAUAAAGCAGGUCAGGAGAUUGAGAGGAUUGAUUUGAGUGAAAAGAACCAGAAAGAAUGUCAAAAACUUUUACACGACCGAGGUUUCUAUCUCAAAAAACAUGAGAAUGAAGAAGUCCCUCCUGAAUUCAAGGAUGCACCAUACACUAGAAAAGAAACAGAAUUAUAAAUAUUUAUGCUUUAUUUAAUAUAAUUCUUAGCUUUGUUUUCACACCAAUCUUUAAUUUUUUUAUCAAAGAAAUUCCAUUUGAUUUUAUCUGAGAUGUUAAAUAUUUUUCUUUGUACCUAACAGUUGAACAAUGAAAAGGUAUUUUUUUUAUUUCUAAAAGUUGUGUAAAUAUUCCUAAACUGAAGCUAAAACAAUAAGUUCUCUAACUCUUAGAAAAAAACGAAAUUCAAUAAUAUUCUGUAUCUUUCAUUCACCAUCUAAUUUUAAUUUGUUUUGUUGGUGUUAAAACGAUUCCUGUCCUUGGGAGAGAGAGAAAAAAAGCAUUAACACACUUCUUGUCAUCAUAAAAUAGUUGUAAUAUUUUAUAAUAACCAGGUUACAGUUUGAAUACAAGGGAACUGAAGAUGAAUUUUAAUGAAACUAUGAGAGAGCUUUUUAUUUUCAAUAAAGUAUUUGAAAAUCAUUUUUAUAUUUAAUGUACAUGGGCAACUAGGCUUAAGAUUUUAUAUAGUUAUAAUUGCGUAAACUAUCAACUAGGCUUAAGAUUUUAUAUAGUUAUAAUUGCGUAAACUAUCAACUAGGCUUAAGAUUUUAUAUAGUUAUAAUUGCAUAAACUAUCGUAAGUAUUAACUUUUUAUAUCUAGUAAGUUUCUAAUCUAAGAAAUGCAUUAAAAAUUAUGUUUUCAUAGUGUGUUAAAGUUUUUUUUCUCUGACUUUCGUUUACUUGGCUGGUUACAAAAAGCAUUUUUUAAUUUCUGUUAUAUUUCGUUCAGUGUGCUCAUUGACCAAUCUGUUCCCAUAGACAUUGUGAUUUAUGAGUAUACAACUCUAUGUUAUUUUUUCAAUUGAGUCUUUAGAAAGCUAUUAACAAACUUCAAUUAUUUCUAUAACAGAAAAAUGCAUCCCACUAUUACAUUUAGAAACAUUUUAAGAGAAAAAAAAAACUAAUGUUACAGAAAAUGUCAGAUAAGACCACAGAUGUCAUUGGGAAAAAACACUUUUUCAUAAGACACUGUUGUUUAAAACUGGCAGUUAAUUAAGUUAUUUUUUCUUCAUUUUUUAUGAAGAUUUUCACUUUUUGUCAACCUUCAAUGUCGCUUUAUAAAUAAUGGUAACAUUGGCUGUUUAUCCUGCUAUUAUAUUCAGUUCUUUAAAUAUUUUUUUAAGCAAGCAAAAUUAAGAUUAAUUAAUUGUUAAACAAUUCACAUUUAGGUUUUUAAAGUAAUUUUUAGUGACAGAAUAUUGUUUUGUAUUUUUUUAUGGUAUAUAAAACUAAGAAGACAGAUAAUUAUUGCUGUUUAUGAGAACGUAAAAUGAAUAGUCAAAAAGUAAAUGGAUAAAAGAAUUAUUUCUCAGACAUUGAUAAUUACUUCUAUCUCUAAUCUUUAUCUUUGUAAACUGAAGAUUGUAAUGGUAACUAGUGUUGAUGACUUAGCUCUAACAGGAUAAUACAUUUUUUCUUUUGUUUACUCACGUUGGCAGGUUUUUUUUUUAUUAUUAGCUCUUACUUUUUUUAAAUUAUAACUCUCAUUUUUAAGCCUGCCCUUUCUCUCUCUCGACUGAGCACAGUAUGAAUGUUAUUACCGUUAGUAUAAUACUUUUCGUGUAGUUUAAUAUAGGAAGAACUAACUGAUCUCAAAGUUCAAGCCGUUAUUGUUGUGAAUUUAUGAAACUACAGACUGAAAAUGGUAAGGUCUGUGGUGGAUAUUUUGUCAUGAUGAAAUGGUUUUAUAAGUGAGAUGGCUAGUCUCGGAUAGUAUUAUAACAAAUCAUUGUUCGUGUCAGUACUAGUGAUUAUUCGGUAUGAUAAUGUAUUAUAACUUCCUGCUAAUGUUACAAUAAAUUCCAUUUCCUUA
Molecule: messenger RNA, 2413 nt
Organism: Limulus polyphemus (Atlantic horseshoe crab)
Lineage: Eukaryota; Metazoa; Arthropoda; Merostomata; Xiphosura; Limulidae
Product: selenoprotein M-like
Exons: 4
Cellular component (GO): endoplasmic reticulum lumen
Molecular function (GO): oxidoreductase activity
Source: RefSeq, a predicted model, not a curated record